ACAUCACCCAUAGUGCGUAGCUUCAGCACAUUCAGUACAUUCUGCUUAUCCGGGGAUGUCGCACCGCUGCUAUUUUCUCCCUACAGUCCCUCUCACUAUCAGCCCACAGCUCAAGCGGACUGACACGGGUCUCUGGCUGGAAACAGACCGAGAAUAGGACGCCAACCGGAGGCCAAGAAGAAAAAAAACAUGGCCGAACUCGGCGCAGGGAGCCUGCCGUUGGGAGAACCAGUUUUUAGCUACCAGCAGGAACAGGAGCUGAACGAGCGGCUGAAGCGGCUCUACCCGGCUGUGAACGAGGAAGAGACCCCUUUACCCCGAUCCUGGAGCCCCAAGGAUAAAUACAGCUACAUCGGGCUGUCACAGAACAACCUGCGGGUCCACUACAAAGGCCAUGGAAAGAACCAUAAGGAUGCAGCGUCAGUGCGAGCCACUCACCCGAUCCCUGCCGCCUGCGGGAUUUACUACUUCGAAGUGAAGAUUGUCAGUAAAGGUCGAGACGGGUACAUGGGAAUCGGUCUGUCUGCACAGGGAGUCAACAUGAACAGACUGCCUGGAUGGGACAAGCACUCGUACGGUUACCACGGCGACGACGGCCACUCGUUCUGCUCCUCCGGGACGGGCCAGCCGUACGGGCCGACGUUCACCACAGGCGAUGUGAUUGGCUGCUGCGUCAACCUCAUCAACAACACCUGCUUCUACACCAAGAACGGCAUCAGCCUAGGUGUUGCCUUCACGGACCUUCCUCCCAACCUGUACCCCACCGUGGGGCUCCAGACGCCCGGAGAGAUCGUCGACGCUAACUUUGGCCAGCAGCCGUUCGUCUUCGACAUCGAGGACUACAUGAGCGAGUGGCGGGCGAAGAUCCACGGGAUGAUCACCAGCUUCCCGAUCGGUGAGCGGCUGGGGGAGUGGCAAGCCGUCCUGCAGAACAUGGUGUCCAGCUACCUGGUGCAUCAUGGGUAUUGUGCAACUGCAACAGCGUUUGCCAGAGCCACAGAGACCACGAUACAGGAGGACCAGACGUCUAUAAAGAACAGGCAGAGAAUACAGAAGCUGGUUCUGGCGGGUCGGGUCGGCGAAGCCAUCGACGCCACCCAGCAGCUCUACCCAGGUCUGCUGGAACGAAACCCCAACCUGCUCUUCAUGUUGAAGUGUCGGCAGUUUGUGGAAAUGGUGAACGGGACGGACAGCGAGGUUCGCUGCCUGACGGUUCGCUCCCCAAAAUCCCAGGACAGUUACCCCGGCUCCCCCAACCUCAGCCCGCGGCACGCCGCCAGCGGCACGCACGUCCACAGUGGAGGAGCGGAAAGCCCCACCUGCAGUAACGGUGUCGCCGCGCCCAACAAGGCGAAGGUUCAUGGCGGCAGCAGCAUCAAGUACCCGAGCGCCUCCUCCUCCACCUCCUCAUCCAGUUCCUCCUCCCCUUCCUCCAUAAACUACUCCGAGUCCAACUCCUCCGACUCCACCAAGAGCCAGCCGCACAGCGCCAACAGCAACCAGGAAACCAGCGACAGCGAGAUGGAGAUCGAGGCGGAACAUUACACCAACGGCGUGGUGGACGGCUCGUCGGCGCGGAUCAUGAACGGCACGUACCAACAUGAAGAGAUCCUGCAGCCCGACGACAACAGCAUCUGCAAUGGGGUCACAGACGAGGGCCGCAGGAGCAGCAAGCAGCUGUGUGGGGGGAACCAGGCGGCCACAGAGAGGAUGAUCCAGUUCGGACGGGAGCUGCAGGCGCUCAGCGAACAGCUGUGCCACGACUACGGCACCAACAGCACGCACAAGAAGAUGUUACAGGAUGCAUUCAGCCUGCUGGCGUACUCGGACCCCUGGAACUGCCCGGUGGGCCAGCAGUUGGACCCCACGCAGAGAGAGUCGCUCUGCUCCGCUCUCAACAGCGCCAUUCUGGAAUCCCAGAACCUCCCCAAGCAGCCGCCGCUGAUGCUGGCGCUGGGCCAGGCCACCGAGUGCGUCCAGCUCAUGGCCCGGGUCCGGUCCGGUUCCUGCUCCUUCGCCAGGAUAGACAACUUUUUGCACUAGCCCCGCCCCCCCGACCCGGUCAGGUAACUGCUGAGCAGCACUGAGAUGUCCAGCUGGUCGUUGCCAUGGCGACGAAGAGGCGAGCAUGCGUCUGAUUGGAUCAGAGAAGAGAAGGGAAGGAGGCUUCCUAUUUAAUUUAGUAUUAUCAGAUUUAAUAAAUGUGUGACACUAUUUAAAUAUUAUUAUUAUUAUUAUUAUACAGUUUAUUUAGCCGUUUUUCUUUUAGUAUUUUUUUUUUUUUAGUAUUUUUGUCAGUUUGUUGUGCUCAUCCUGGAAAAACUAGUCAUAUUCCCCCCUUUUUUAUUUUGUUAUUAUUAUUGUUAUUUUCUUUUGCUGUAAUGGUUGGACUUCAAUUUCUGUCGUCGAUUUUGUUGUUUCUGUUCUCCCGGAUCUUUCUGAACCAGAACCAGAACCCAUAAGAACCAGAAAUAAUUCAACCCAAACCGGACGAGCUUUAAAUGCUGAGCAAUGUAAAAAUGAGCUUUUAGCGAUUUAUUUCAAAUGGAUUUUACUGCAAACAGCGAUAAUGUUUAGAAACAUGAAUUUAACAAAGUAAAAAAAUUUAAUUAACAUUGGGUCGAAAUUAUUCAUAUAGGCUUUAAUUAACGAAUAAAUCAGCUAAUUUCAGCUUUUUUAGCAACUCAAACCUCAAAAAUAUGUUUUUUUCUGCCGUUGUGUUUUUUUAAGCCUCUUUUUUUUAUGAAGUUUCUUCUUUUAAUCAUAACCCAAACAUUUCCAGGCCCCACAGUAUGAUGCUUCCCCCUCUUUUUGUCUCAUUUAUCGCACUAAGAAGCGGUAAAAUAUAAAUUAUUUUAUUUUAAUUUAUGGAAAA
Molecule: messenger RNA, 2875 nt
Organism: Xiphophorus couchianus (Monterrey platyfish)
Lineage: Eukaryota; Metazoa; Chordata; Actinopteri; Cyprinodontiformes; Poeciliidae
Gene: ranbp10
Product: RAN binding protein 10
Exons: 15
Coding region: 190-2043 (617 amino acids)
Molecular function (GO): protein binding
Source: RefSeq, a predicted model, not a curated record